AUGCAGACUAAAGGCACGCCCCUAGGAAUCUUCUUCUUGGCCCUGUUCGCCCUCUGUCUUGCAGACUCGGUACUUACACCGCACGUCUCCUAUUCUGUGUUUAACCAGACAGCCAAGGCUGCCUCCAAGUACGUCAAUGAUGCGAUCAACAAGGCUGACAUACCUCUCCCCACAACUACCCCGUCGGUGUUGGUAAUCCCUGGCUUCAAGGGCGACAUGGCAACCGACAGAGGGAUUGCAGCUUCUCUGAAGACGGUCAGAGACAGCAUAGAGAGCUAUGACACAAUAGUUAUCGUUAGUGGGUACUACCCAGAGAUGUGUGGAGAGGUGACGCCCUUGUACCCCUUAGUGGCAUACACCGGAGAGACCGUUCACACCCAUCUGGGCAACUUUACCGUGGAUGCAGACCUUCGUAACGACUUCUGGGACAGAACAGGGGGGAGACCAGGAAUGGAUUACAACUAUCUUGUAGAGCAAUCCGAUUACUUCGACCACCCCUUCUUCUGGCUUCGAGCCCUCUUCCCCGCAGGAAAGAACCCACGGACCAAGGUGCUCCCAAUAAUCCUGUAUGCAACGCUGCGCAACCAGGUCCAGCUAGCCGCCCAAACCCUCAAUGAUCUUCUCUUCCACAACGAGAACACAACUGCAGGUGACAACUUGGACGCGUACGGACGCCGCACAGAUGGAAAGCGUUACCUUCUCAUCAUCCCCAUCUCCGUAUCCUCGGGUGUCGACCUGUUCAAGAACGUCUACAUCGAAAACAUCCUGUCCGACAUUACCAUGCGGAGCUCAGUGACUGAGUUCGAGCAGUGGCUUUACUACUUGUCUGGGACUACCGGAGCUACCUUCUCGAAAACAAUAGCCUCCCAGAUCCUUGUGGUUCGGCUUGCAGCUCUUGCCGCCGGUCUCUCCGAUGAUGCGAGCUACAGCGAGCGCUCCAGUACCGUCGCGGACUCCCCUCACUGGAAGUGGCGCAUGCUCGACUAUUACACGUCCUUUGAUCCCAUAAUGAACAGAUCCAAAAUGCUUCUGAAGCCCUACUAUCACACAUACUAUGCGAAUGUAGACAUAUCGGGCUUUACAGACGACGACAAUCCCACGGGACAUCAAAUCUACUACAGCAUGGCCCUUUCUAAGGAGCCUCCUCUCCACAAGAUUGUCAAGCAGGAUGCUAAGAAGAAAAAGAGGCGCGUGGCAAAGCUCCCAACGCCUGUCACCUUUACCGAGGGCUUCUCUGAUGCAGCUAUUCGCUAUCUGAUGGAGCAUGUUCGGUCUGCCCUGAGAGGUGAGAAGGUCAACCCGAUGUUAUCCUCCGGUACCAAAUCGAACGUUCCACCAGAGCUGUUUCAGCUAGCUCCAUAUUCGCUAAGGGUGUACAUACUGGCGGAGCACUCUGCAGAGUAUGAGGAGCUCAGACGCUUUGAAAGCAAGAAGAAUGGCGGCGCGCGUGCAAAAGGAGGAUCAGCGCCCGCAAAAACCCUAUCAAACGAACAUGAUAUCAUCGAAACAUCUCUCAGGGACAUCUAUAAUCAUGGAGAGCUUGGGGACAUGUGCAUGGAGACAGUCCUUUUCGAGCUGAUCAACUCAGACUUCUUUCCCACAGAAAGUAUUUACACAAGCUUGAUCAAACAGGCCACUAAUGUGUACAAUGAACGGCUUUCUACGUCACACAUCAAUUCCUUGCUAAAGAAUUUACGUGAGAAGUACAAGACCCUGAUUGCCGAGGGUGCCCUUCCUAAAACAGCCACCAAGGACAUCAAUAUCGAUAUAAAGCGCUCCCUUGUUGUCGAGAUCAGCAUUUAUCAUUCGUGGGAGUACACCAAUGUCUUUCAGCUGACAGAUGCCAAGGGGCACUUUAUAGUCCUCUGGGACGGUCGCCACGCGGUGUGCGAUGUCCCGGAGAACAGACCCGACGGCCCACCCACGAUUUUCUUCCGUCUUACACAAUGCGCGCUUCGCAACGGCCUUGAUCCGUGGGACUGGCAGCGUGGCGUUCUGCACACCUACGACAGAACACGGUACACCGCAAACGUCUACCACCGGGCAACCAAGGACGAGCUGUGA
This is a messenger RNA of Giardia duodenalis, 2064 nucleotides long. RefSeq lists its product as uncharacterized. The transcript has a single exon. The record is from RefSeq and is a predicted model, not a curated record. Lineage: Eukaryota; Fornicata; Diplomonadida; Hexamitidae. Bases 1 to 2064 code for a protein of 687 amino acids.